Messenger RNA from Spathaspora passalidarum NRRL Y-27907, 693 nucleotides. RefSeq names its product WW domain-containing protein IFU5 (gene IFU5). The record is from RefSeq and is a predicted model, not a curated record. NCBI's taxonomy places the organism in Eukaryota, Fungi, Ascomycota, Pichiomycetes, Serinales, Debaryomycetaceae. The transcript has a single exon. Gene Ontology annotation, molecular function: protein binding. The coding region runs from base 1 to 693 and encodes 230 amino acids.
AUGUCAAAAGCCGAUCCAAAUAAUCCUCCCAAUGUUCCUAAAGGGUGGAUUGCUAAGUUUGAUAACAACUACAAGACUUGGUUUUAUGUUGAUUUGAAUACUAAGAAGUCGCAAUGGGAGGCGCCACCAGGAACAACAUGGGGCGCCCCUAGCACUGACGAUAUCCCUCCUCCUGCUUAUAGUCCCCAAGAUGCUCCAAAAGCUACCCCUGUAUCACAAUCCAGUCUGAUCAAUAGAACUGCUGCACCUCCACCACAACAAAGUUACUCUCAACAGGGUGGACCUGCACCAGGUGGCCAUGGUUAUCAACAAUAUCCUCCACAAGGAGGGUACCCUCCUCAGCCAGGGUAUGGUGGUUACCCUCCUCAGCAAGGAUUUGGCGGUUAUCCUCCUCAACCAGGGUACGGUGGAUAUCCACCACAACCGGGGUAUGGAUACCCACCUCAACCACAAUACCCACCUCAACAAGCACAACGUCCACAACAAAGUGGUAGUAGGUUUGGUGGUGCAGGUGGUAUGGCCCUUGGUGUUGGUGGUGGUUUAUUAGGUGGAAUGCUUUUAGGUUCAGCUAUCAACAACUUUGAAGAUCAUCAACAAUAUGAAGCUUACCAAGAUGGAUACCAGGAUGGAUUCCAAGAUGGUGAUGAUUAUGGGGAUUUCGGAGGAGGAGAUUUCGGAGGGGGUGAUUUUUAA